UCAAUAUGAAUUACUCCCUGGUUUCUAAGCUGUUUAUAUAAGCGACAGUCCGUUUACCCCUAUUUGUUCCGUGAGCGAAGGCACAACACCCUCCGAAACGUUCUUCGAGCAUGGUUUUGACGUAAUUAUUGCCCCGCCCAAUCGAAGAGAUGUUCUAUUGGAACUGAGAGGCGUGGCUAACACAGCUUUACGCAUUCUCUCAACGAGGCCGGAGUGAAGAGCGCCGUUGUUUUCGUUCGGAGCCAGAGGAGGCGGGUCACGACCUCAGGCAGAGGCAAUCGAAUACCACUGCCGUCAGGAGCGUGACGUCGGGCGGCGGCGGGCCUUUUGAAACAGCGGCAGCGCGGGGAGAGUCGGUGUGAGGAAAAAGGCCUACCUGAACGCUGCCAGGAUGGAACCGCGGGAGGAACUGAGGGAUGCGGCUGGCUGCAAGGCUGCUGCUUCUUCUUUCAAUGGCACCUUUGAAGAAACGGCAGGAGAAGCCCGAAGGGUUGUCAGUGAGGAGAUAACGCCGGACCUAGUCACGCUCUUUCGAGUAAGACAACAAAUAAACCAACAUCUUAUGGAAUAUAAUACAACAAUUAAUGCAAAUGAAGAGAGCAUUCCGGAUCAAGUUAUCGAUGAAAAGAUUAUUGAGUGUUCCGUAGAAGAUCUGGAAAGAGAAAUGGAAGAAGUGAAAGUGUCACACCAAAACAAAACCUUGGCAUUACAGAGGAUCCAAGUAACUGAUGCCCUUAGAACCAAACUGAGGAACAAUGAUGAUGACUCCAAGUUGAUCUGGGACACUAUCAAACACAUAAUGAUGCUCAGUACUGCAAUACUUAAAUUGCAGCAGCAAUCUCGUGAUCUGGAAGAAAAACUGAAUGAAGUUAAGCAGAGCAGACUGACACUAAAACGGGCUGGGGAAUGCAAACUGGCACAAAUACAUGAUAUGAAGAGAAAAAGAAAAGAGGAACUAGACAAUAUGGAAGUGGGUGAAUUGUUGAAGAAGGUUCGUAAAAAUCUCAAACAGGAAAUUCAGAUGACAACAUUAAUUCAAAACAUUUUCCAGAAUCUCAUUAUUGGAAGUGGAGUAAAUUGGGCAAAGGAUCCGGCUUUGAAGGCAGUUGUUCUGCAACUGGAGAAAAAUGUGGCUGGAAUCUGAAGAAGCAGCAAUACCUGAAGAUUACAUUUUCUGUGAUUUGCUAAUUCAGAGGAGAAUAAGUAGUCUGAGUUGUAACAAAUGAGGUAUGUUCUCAGAAUCAGAUAUCUGUACAAUGACACUUAUUGUACUGAUGCACAUAUGGACUUAGGAACUUAAAAGGGAACUUCCUGCUGUAAAAUACACUCUGUAUUGUAAGAAUUGUUGCAAUUUUAUGUAAGGAGCUAUUAAUAUAGAUUUUUGUGACUACAAUAUUAUCUCAAUUUCUAGAGAAGUUAUUGUUUGUUGCCUUAUGAUGAAGCCAGAGCACUUGGCUUGCUGUUUCCCAUUUCGUACUAGUUUCACAGACGUGAUUUUUCUUUACAGUUUGAUUUGCACUGCCACAUGAAUUUACAAUAACAUUUUUGUAUAUGCCAGUGAGAAGCAGCUUAGUGUUUUUGGUAAACAUACUCGUGAUUAUUUUUCACUACAAUGCUGUUUAUGUUCUGUAUUUCAAAAUACUGUUCAGUUAGAUGUAUAGGUAGAAUAACUUGCUGCUGCUGUUAUUGUAAUGCCAUCACUAUAUAUAUGUAAUAUGGUACCUUUUUUGUUCCAUAGAUAAAAAUAGAUGGGUACCUGCCUUCAAGACACAUUCUAGAAUAUUGAAGAAUGUAAUAAAAGGAAAUGGCAGAGGUUGGGGAAUCUUAGUGCAGCACCGUAGUAGUGUAAAUUUGUUCUACAAUUUAAUACUAUGCCUUGGUAUUGAUAGUGCUUGUAAUAAAAUAAAAGCAUUGUGUGUUGUA
Rhineura floridana is the source of this 1923-nucleotide messenger RNA. RefSeq names its product centromere protein H (gene CENPH). The record is from RefSeq and is a predicted model, not a curated record. The transcript is spliced from 9 exons. Lineage: Eukaryota; Metazoa; Chordata; Lepidosauria; Squamata; Rhineuridae. Gene Ontology annotation, biological process: kinetochore assembly; mitotic spindle organization; chromosome segregation. Gene Ontology annotation, molecular function: kinetochore binding. Gene Ontology annotation, cellular component: kinetochore; nucleus. The coding region runs from base 392 to 1144 and encodes 250 amino acids.